AUGCGCACUGUCCGUGACGAGACGUUGGACAUCCGCGAGUUCUGCGCGAAGGACAUUUGGGUGAUAGAGCCCGUGUCCCAUGAGUUCCUGAAGGACACCGGCAUCGAGUACAGCCUCACGCCGGUUCUACUGCGCCACCUUGGUAGUGGGUACUACCUGGCGAUUUCUGAAGCAGAUCUGCAAGAAAAGGACAUCAUCUACAACAAGGUCCAGCGGCACGACCCUCCUGUCUGCGACACGAUCACAAACCAAAACAAACACUGCACCCAUAUCAACCAUAGAAACUUGCGCUGUGCUUUCUCGCUGGAGGAUGACUUUCACGGCAAGUCCGCGAAAGGCGCGGGUGGGCGCCUCAGAGGACGGGUCCUGCGUAUUGGGAAGAACAGCUAUGGCUGGGGCUACGGGAUCCACAACACACUGCAAAGCAACGCGGGGUGGAAAGAUGGCUUCCUUGACUUCUUCGUCCCGUUUCUGAACAGGGAAGGUGGCUUUGCCAUUGCAAAUGAUGUCCAGUCACCGUACUUCUUGAAUGCGUCCCUUUGCGAAUUGGAGCUGACAGCAAACGAUCCCAACGUUACCUCCAACAUUCAAAGCUGCCUGAGCGCUGCUGGGGAUGUGGAUGCGAUUGUUGUUGGCACCUCGACAGCAAACGACGACGUCAAGCAGGUAGCAGAAGCGCUGAAGAUCCCCAAUGUGCAUUGCUCUGGUGGAAACCCUGUGCAAUGGCAAGCCACGACCCCUCAUGCAUUUGGUAUUCACCUGCCUUUCCCAUGGUAUUCCAGAGGCCCAAUCAGGAGAGCUGCCCUGCAAGGGUUGACCCGCGUCGUUAUCAUUCGAAGCUACGACUGGGGCUUUCCUCGAACAUCGGCAGUGGCAGCAGCAGAAUGGAGCUUGGAAGCCUCCAUGACAGUUGUUGGUCCGAGUGUAGACUGGUGCCGGCAGUGGGCCAACAAGACCCAAACCUGCAGGAUCAUAAGCUCCGCCUGCCGCUGUGGAGACCAAGCUGAGUUUGAUGCCCUCGGUUACAAGUACCAGGUUCAAAGCAUGCCAAGCUUUUAUGAGGUUUCCGAAGCUGCUGUUCUUGAAGAUGGGCUGGACCCCCUCAGCGAAGUCAUCUCCCCCGCCAUGGUCUCCUUCGUUGAAGGCAUCAUACAGGAUAUCCGUUCACAAGGAGAGGACCCCGACAUGGUCGUGAACUGGCUGACUUCCGCUCGAAGUGGGCUUGUGGCCAUGCGAAAACAGAGGUUUUCAUUCCAGAUGUACUUCGGGGGUCCAAACAUUGGGGGUACUGCCUGGAAUGGUUAUGAGUCGUACUGGGAGAAUGGCACCUCAGCGCUCGACUUCAGUGAUGCUCUUUACAACAUUGGUGGUGGGCAGUGGCAUCAUGGAAUGCAGUUUUCCGAUCCUUACUUUACCAGCUCAAGCGAGAUGGUCAGCCAAUUUUCAGAGAUGCUUGGACGGCCUCCAAGCUAUGAUGCUGCAGCCUGCACGGCGGCGGGCAUUUCUCUUGCAUUUUCAUUGCAGAAGUAUGGCCGGCCCCUGUCAUCAAUGACUCCAGAAGCCCGGCGUGAAGAAAUUCGAGUCUCCAUUGGGAAUCUGAAUGAUGAAACGCUCUUCGGGGUGCUUCGCUUCAAUCGCUUCAACCAAAACAACGGACGACUCACCGUCAGCUGGCAAGUGCUGGAAGAAGGCGAUACCAAGCCCGUCUUGCCUGUAGAAGCUGCCAGCACCGAGUUCCGCUUCCCGACACCCUCCUGGGAGGUACGAUUGGGAUGUGCGCCGGGCAUGUAUGCAACAGCGGCUUCCCAAUCAAGCCUCAUACCCAAUCAAUGCAAACUCUGUCCAGAGGGAACCUAUCGAUCUUUACCAAGCAACGGCCUGGUGUUUUCGGAGUGCCAGCAAUGCGAGAUCGGGACUGGUUUGCUGCCCAAUGUCACUGGCGCGACGUCAUGCAGUGCUUGUCCAGCUGGGCGAGAGCAACAGUCCGCAGCACACAAGGGGGUCUGCCACAAGUGCCCAAAAGGGCAGGCCAGGGCAGGAAAUAGGUCCAGCAGCUGCGAACUCUGCGCAGCUGGAAGAUAUGCCAAUGAAGAGGGCUUGGCCGAGUGCAAGAUCUGCCCGCUGCGGUCAUCGCAGCCGGAUGUUGGCCAAGCUGCGUGCAUUUGCGACCUGGGAUCUUUUCAGGAGCAAGGCUCCACCAAUCCCACCGCCACAACUGCGGAGUGCAUGUCUUGUGAGAAUGUCUUGCCAGGGAGUACGACGCGUUAUCCUGGAAGCAAUUCGCCACUGCAGUGCCUGUGUCCAAUGGGCAGCUUUUGGCACCGGUCCGCUGCGAACGCGCCGGCGCGGUGCAAAGCUUGCGGGCUCGGCUUGGAUUGCCCAGGAGGAUUCUCUGAUGAAAAUGGCACCGAACCGAGUCAUCAGCCUCCGAUGCAGGCUGUGGGCUACUCCGCAGGUGCACAGCUGUACCCUGGCGCAGAUCCAACGUAUGUCAUCAAAUGCGAGAACUCUGUGCGAUGCCCUGGUGGCCUGUCCUUGGGGCAAUGCCCCAUGGGAAUGCAUGGUAAAGGCUGCGCAGCCUGCACACCAGGAAGGUUUGACAAUGGCACCGACUGUUCGAUGUGCAAUGACUUGGCGGUAUGGCCGGCGGUGAUUUGUUUCAUCUUGGCUGUUGUUGGCCUUUUGCUGCUACAUCGAUACAGCAUGAGACUAGAGAAGCCGCAUCGCGAGUCACUCAUGACUCUGACAAUCAGCGCCGGCCUGGCAGUCGUUGCGACACAAACUCUAUCAGCAUUUACAAGGAUAGAGCUAGAAUGGAUCGAGCCUCUGAGAGCGCUGCGGCUGUUUUUCUCUUUAUUGGCCUUCGAUAUUGGGUUCUUGCGCCCUCAAUGCUGGGUGGGAAGUGUGGAUCCGGUGCUAGAGUACAUCAUGGCCAUCUGUGCAUACCCUUUUGGAGCCGGCUGCCUCUUCUUGAUCUUCGGAUUCUAUCACUUCCUCCUCGGCAAGCACGUCAGCAGGCACCAGGUUUUCAACGCGCAAGGACUCGUGGUUUCGGCCUUCUACAUCGCUCUGACAUACGUUGCGUUGCUGCCUUUCCAGUGCCUGAGGAACCCUGAUGGCUCUGCAGCUUUGGUUUCCUACAGGAGCGUCAUCUGCUGGAAAGAUGAUGCCCAUGUCGCCAUGGUAGUUCUGUCAGCAAUGCCCUUUUUCGGGAUCGUUGUCGCCUACUUAGCUGUCGUGGCUUGGGCAGUGUGGACGUAUCCAUCAGUUUGCCGAGCUCCGGGUGGUGUAGAUUUCGUCAAGCGCUGGUCCUUUCUCUUCGCACGCUUUCACCAGCACAGCUACUACUUUGCACUUGUCAUGGCGCUCCGAAACCUGAUUGUGGGCCUGUGUCCAAUUCUCUUCGUGCACCUCCCUGCUGUACAGCUCAUGCUGCUAAACAUCACGGUCGUCAUGUAUGGCUUCCUGACAGCUCGCGUUUGGCCAUGGCGGACCCAGACUGGCAAUGUCCUGGACACAAUCCUGUGUGUCUGUCUACUUCUGGUCAUCGCAACAGGGCAGCUUCUUCUGGACCGGGACGAGGAAAACAUGCUUGUGCUUCAGGUUGUUCUUCUACUAAUCAUUGCUGCUGCGCUCUGUGGCUUGGUUGUGGCACUUUCUAUUUCACUUCUGCGGCUCACACAAAAUCCUCGCCCCUAUGGGAUCUUCAUCAGCCACCACAAGCAAGCUGCAGGCACUCUCGCUCGGUGGUUUAAGAUGAUGUUGUCAGAGAGGGUUAAAGAAAAGAUAUUUCUGGAUUCAGACGACGUAGACCAUCUAGAAGCGAUCAUUGACAUUACCAGCUCUGGCACCGAAAAUUUGCUGGUGCUGAUUACGUCGGAGACCCUGUCGAGAAUUUGGUGCGCUGCAGAGAUCGCCAGUUCUUGGGCGAGCGGGACGAAUAUUGUUCUGGUGACUUGUGAUGGUUGCGGGGUAUCUCGCGAAUGCAUAGAUGCUAUCCCUGGUGGAUGGACGGAAGAGCAGCAGACGACAUUGACCAACAUUGGCGUCUCUUUUCAGACCAUCCGAGAUGCAUACCUCGGCUUGAUCGUCAAGCCUGUCAUUGCCUUGGACAGACGCGGGGCGGAUAUCCUAGAGCAUGAAAGGGCAGUACAUCGAGUUCUCUCACAGUGCAAAGGUCUCGCCAGAUCUUUCCAUAGCUCUCCAUCGGCUGACUGCUCGAGCAGCAUCACAGAGUUUAAAGCCCCUGCGGUCCUCAUGCUGGGAGACAUGGCGUCAUCAGAACCUGGCAGCUGCUGCCGUGUGCUGCAACUCCUGUUGCAGGCGCAGCUCGAAGAGGAGAUCAGCCUCAUAAAUCCUGAGAUAGCCGUGCUUGACAUCGAGCUCCUAACCCGCACUGUGGCUUCUGCAAGGGCGGCCCUUGUCAUCUUGACGCAGGGUGUUCUUGAACUGGCAUCCUUUGCCUCUUGCUUGACUGCGUGCGCUUUCAGCAAUGCAGAACUGGUUCCUGUCAAGGCGGACGAGGCUUUCCUAUACCCUGACCCCCCGUUCUGGGAGAAGCUUCUUGAUGGCCACUUCUUUCCAGACUUGCAGCUAGCCCAGUAUUGCACAGAUCUCAGCACUGUCAAGGGCACUUAUACGAUCCUCUUCGAUAUGCUCGCGCUCAACUUCACGGCACAUGGGACGGAGCAAAUUCAAGCAACUGAGAUCCAUUUGAUGUGCGGCAGGGUUCUACCGCUGCUACAUUCCGAAACCGCCGCCGCACACGAGCAAUCCCCGAAAGUGAGACGGAAUUCGCACCGCGACUCUAAGCGCCGUGUGACUCUCCGGGAAUCCAUCCGGGAGUCUUGGCGCCUACAGCGUGUAGCCAGGACCACCAGCGGUGAGGAGACCCAUGACGAUCCCGAGAUCGAAGAGUUCAUUUGA
This is a messenger RNA of Symbiodinium natans, 4926 nucleotides long. The record is from the annotation of a GenBank genome assembly. NCBI's taxonomy places the organism in Eukaryota, Dinophyceae, Suessiales, Symbiodiniaceae.